Messenger RNA from Closterium sp. Yama58-4, 1467 nucleotides. The record is from the annotation of a GenBank genome assembly. NCBI's taxonomy places the organism in Eukaryota, Viridiplantae, Streptophyta, Zygnematophyceae, Desmidiales, Closteriaceae.
AUGGUAUUCAAUAGCUUUGGCGGACAUGACACUCCAGGAAGCGAUCUCUCCGUUGCAGCAGCUGCCACGUCUGCCGUCGCCUCCCUCUUCUCCGCCGCCUGCGACGUCGCACAUCGCUUGCAAGCAAGUAACUCCCACGCGUGCGACAGACCGAGCGACGCUUCUGUGGACCACGCCACUGCGUCGCCCGAACAAAACACUGUGACACACGAUUGUAACGCGUCGCCGAUGGAGAUUAUUCCACUUACUGGAUCUGGAAACGCGUGCAUUCAACUGGGGCUCGGUGUCGGUGGAGCAAGCGCGAGCUUCUAUCAGCGGCUCGGUUCUGGAACCGGCCGGCUCGUCGCUGCGGCUGUAGCGGCGUCGACUCGCGCCGCAGGCCCGCUUGUCGCGUCGCACAUUGCCCACCGCGUCGUCUGGCUACAGCCGGCGAAAGGUCUCCUACAGCCGCCGGCUGCGGCUGUAACGUCGGCAGUCGCCGGCCCAGCAGGGCCGGGAUUGGGUACGCUGCCCGUUGGAGUCGCACGACUGCCGAUCGCCUUGCGACAGUCUGCGAUCGGCGGACUUCUGUCGCUGAGCGCGGUGGCGUUAGGGGCACUGGGGUGGGCGAGGGCGUGCUCGGCGGAAGACGAUCGCAGCGGAGCGCGGCCGGGGGAGCGCGGGGAUGGUUCGGGGGAGGAAUCCGCGCUAGGUCAAGGCGCGGGGGAGGAUGAAGCGGAGGCGGUGCUUUCGCAAGUGGCGUCUGUGGCGGAAGGGCGGAAGCGGCCUCGUGAGACAGAUGGCGACAGUGUGCCGCACGCGUGCGUGGCGACGGUGGUGGCGGGCGCGGAGAGGGGCAUGGUGGUGGAACCGAAGACAAAGCACUCCUUCCCCGUCGUGCUGCGGCAAGACGGGCAGGCAGGCGGGCUGUUGGCAGGGGUGGGCAUCAGAAACACGGUCAUUGCAAGAAUUAAAUCCAUCAAGAUAUACGCCUUCGGCCUCUACGUGAGUCCAUCCAGCCUGGGCGGGGACGAGCACCUCAAGGCCAAGUAUGGCGCCAUGCCCCUGGACGAGCUGCGAGUCAGCCAGGAGUUUUACGACGACCUGCUCAGUCGUGACAUCGGCAUGACGGUGCGCCUGGUGCUGCACUACAGAGGGCUUAACAUGAAGAUGGUGCGCAAUGCACUCAAUACGUCCCUCUCCAAUCGCCUCACCAAGCUGCUGGGCCAUGCGGACGACCCAGGCUUCCACGCACUCAACGAGUACCUCUCACUGCCACACCAAGUCAAGAGGGGCACCACCAUCGAUUUCACAUGGCAGCCAGGAGGAACACUGCUCACUGAGAUUGACGGGAGGCGCAUGGACCCAAUAGUCAGCGCUCCUCUAUGCAGAGCCUUCUUUGAUUUGUACAUCGGCCAUCCGCCUGUGUGCGAGAAGGCUAAGCAGCGGAUUGGGGAGGGCAUAGGACGGAUGAUCGCCACAUGCUAA